Phragmites australis (common reed) is the source of this 354-nucleotide messenger RNA. RefSeq names its product predicted GPI-anchored protein 58. The transcript has a single exon. The record is from RefSeq and is a predicted model, not a curated record. The coding region runs from base 1 to 354 and encodes 117 amino acids. Lineage: Eukaryota; Viridiplantae; Streptophyta; Magnoliopsida; Poales; Poaceae.
AUGGGGGCUGCUGAGAGCCAGGGGCGGCCGGCGCCAGCCCCCGAGCCGAGCGCGCCCGAGCCGGGCGCACCGGAGGAGCCGGGGUUGGCAAGCGCGGUGGCGGUGUCAGGGCCGAUGGACGUGGCGGCGGAGCCGGGGCCGAUGGACGUGGCGGCAGAGCCGGAGCCAGCGGACGCGGCGGUGGAGCUGGGGCCGGUGGACGCGGCGGUUGAGAAGGGGCUGGCGGACGCGGCGGUUGAGAAGGGGCUGGCGGAUGCGGCGGCCGAGACAGAGACGCAGCCGCCGCUCGAGCGUCCGGCGCCGUUCGAGCCCGCCCCAAGCGCGUCGAGCGCGGGGCGAGUGACCGUGUGGUAG